AUGAAAAAUAUUGUGCCAGAUCUUAGUCGAAAGCUUUGUAAAUUAUUACUCUCAAAGUAUCGUCAAAAAACAACUGACAUAAUUGAUGACGCAAAUGAAAGUUAUGGAAGUUAUGAAGAUUUUAUUCAAGGGCAAUGCUCAUCGAAGGAAGAUAAGAUAACUGAAUUACUGAAAUUAAAAAGUGAAGAUAUGUUAAAUAGUUUUUUAUUAGCUAAAGCUUGGUUACAUCAUGAUAUACUUUAUCAUGUCAUGAGUUAUCGUUAUAGAGUUGAACAUGGAUUAUCUGAUAGGAGAGAAAAAGAAAUCGCUAUUCCAUUUCGAGGUAAAAAUUUACCGUCCGAAAAAUCAGAGUUUAGCCAUUCUGAUAUUAUGAUUGGUUUUACGAUCCUUAGUUAUUUGUAUCGAGGAUUAAAUUUCGAACAAGUAAAACGCGGACUGCUUAACUUAAAAAAUGAUCCUAAACAGAAUAGAGAUAGUGUAUUACAAAAAUGGGUUCAAGAAAAUAAAAAGUGGAUUGAUGAAAUAAUUGAAGAAAAAGAAGAAUUUCCGGAAUGGUUAAAAUCUUUUAAAACUCUUGAUCUUGAAGAUGAUAAUAGAAUUGAAAAAGUUCAUCUUUAUCUUUCUCGAAACUUUAACUUUAUCGAAUAUUAUUUAAGUAAUUUCACUUUUCAGAAUAUUAAACAUUACAAAAAAAAACUUACCGGAAAUGCUCACACAUUAGCAGGUGAAGGAGAAACAAAAGGAUUUUCUGGUACUGAUGAUCGUAAUGAUACGAUGCCGGAAUCAGUAGUGCCAGAACGGUUAUCAUCUCAAAGUGGAACCAAUGGCAAGAUGUUGCAUAUUUUAUCACGAGAAAUAAAUAGUUGA
Molecule: messenger RNA, 867 nt
Organism: Rotaria sp. Silwood2
Lineage: Eukaryota; Metazoa; Rotifera; Eurotatoria; Philodinida; Philodinidae
Source: the annotation of a GenBank genome assembly